This is a messenger RNA of Dicentrarchus labrax (European seabass), 8717 nucleotides long. RefSeq names its product activin A receptor type 2Ab (gene acvr2ab). Gene Ontology annotation, molecular function: activin receptor activity; ATP binding; activin binding. Gene Ontology annotation, cellular component: activin receptor complex; plasma membrane. Bases 984 to 2549 code for a protein of 521 amino acids. The transcript is spliced from 11 exons. NCBI's taxonomy places the organism in Eukaryota, Metazoa, Chordata, Actinopteri, Moronidae. Gene Ontology annotation, biological process: activin receptor signaling pathway; cellular response to growth factor stimulus; protein phosphorylation. The record is from RefSeq and is a predicted model, not a curated record.
CGGAGGAGGCGAGGAGGAGACGGACUUGUGAGCACCAGCUCGUCCUAAACUCGGUAGCUGCACAUUAGCUACGCGGAUUAACGGCAGCUUUAGAGGUUAUUGCUAUCACACGAUAGCGUUUCCACUCGUUUCUUCGAGUCAUUUCGACGGAGGGGACGGCUGUUUGUCGCACUUUGGAGCGGACUAACGCGCAGGAGGGAGCCUCGUAAAAACGGUUGUUUCCCGAUUGGAGCGGACGGGAGCUGUGGUUGUGGCCGGGUAGCCCCACCGGACUGUCGGGACGAAACCGAGGCUUCCACACGGGAUUUAAUAUAUAUAUAUAUAUAUAUUUUUUUUUUUGAGUAGGUUGGAAAAUGCUCUUUUGAACGCCGCUUUCUUUUUCUAGCUUUUUUUAAAAAAAAAAAAAAAAAAAGCUAACGCGACGCUUGUGUGUGUGUGGAGGAGAAGUUUGAUUGGAGAGCGGAGUGCGCUUGAUUUCAAGUCCGAUGGAUGAUCGCCCUGCCCGGCUGUGGCUCGGAUCUCUGCUCCGCCGGUCUGAAAAUAACAGGUUAAAAGGCACAGGUGAACACGUCUGCUCAUAACAAUGCUGCAGUCCAGCCAAGUACAUGACAGCCCGGGCUUGAAUGCCAACAAGUCGCCCUCUAUUGCUUGUCUGUAAAACCCCUGGAAAUACCACCAACCAUCCCCUCCUCUUCUUCACCUCCCCCCCUCCUCCUCUUCCUCUUCCUCCCUCCUGUUUUUUGGACUAGUACCUGUGAUAUUUUGGAUUUAAGCUCGAUCUUUUGGCAUUUAUUUUUGUUUUUAAAAUGUCAUCUCUGCAGAGACAGUGCUCUCUGGAGCAGCAAGACAUUUAAUUUGACUCAAUCGUUUUGAGAUUUGUUUCUGUUUUUGGGGUGGGGGUGCUUUUUUUUUUUUUUUUUUUUUUUUUUUUUUUUUGUUGUUUUUUCUCUCCUUCUAGUCAGAGGAUCAGAUUCGGAUGGAAAAUGGGAGACGCCACCAAACUGGCCUUCGCCGUUUUCCUCAUCUCCUGCUCUUCAGGUGCCAUCCUGGGACGCUCGGAGACACAGGAGUGCGCCUACUACAACUCCAGCUGGGAGAAGGAGCGCACCAACCACAGCGGCAUCGAGCCCUGCUAUGGCGAUAAAGACAAGCGAAGGCACUGCUUCGCCACGUGGAAGAACGUCUCUGGUACCGUGGAGGUCGUCAAGCAGGGCUGCUGGCUGGACGACGUCAACUGCUACGACAGUAAUGAGUGUGUGGAGAAGAAGGAGAGUCCCGACGUUUUCUUCUGCUGCUGUGAAGGCAACAUGUGCAACGAGAGGUUCCUGUACGCCCCUGAGGCCACCCCACAGACUGACCCGCACCAUUCAACUGCCUACACCACCUCCAACCCAUUUUCCCAGAAGCCCCAGCUCUUCAGCACUCUGCUUUACUCCCUGGUUCCCAUCAUAGGCCUGGCUGCCGUCGUCCUCUUCUCUUUCUGGAUGUGGAGACAUCACAAACUGGCCUACCCGGCUGCCCUCGUCCCCACACAUGAUCCCGGACCCUCACCCCCGUCCCCCAUUUUGGGACACAAACCGCUGCAGCUGAUCGAGGUGAAAGCCAGGGGGCGCUUUGGAUGUGUGUGGAAGGCCCAGCUGCUGAACGAUUACGUGGCCGUGAAGAUCUUCCCCAUCCAGGACAAGCUGUCUUGGCAGAACGAGUAUGAGAUCUACAGCGUGAGCGGCAUGAAGCACGACAACAUCCUCCACUUCAUCGGCGUGGAGAAGAGGAACAACAACCUGGACCUGGAGCUGUGGCUCAUCACCGCCUACCACGACAAGGGUUCGCUGACAGACUACCUGAAGGCCAACGUGGUGUCGUGGAACGAGCUCUGCCACAUCACUCAGACAGCAGCCCGCGGCCUGGCCUACCUCCACGAAGACAUCCCGGGACACAAGGACGGACACAAGCCCUCCAUCGCUCACAGGGACAUCAAGAGUAAGAAUGUGCUGUUGAAGAGUAACCUGACAGCCUGCAUAGCUGACUUUGGCCUUGCCCUGCAGUUUGAAACGGGAAAAUCAGCAGGAGACACACAUGGACAGGUGGGAACGAGGCGCUACAUGGCUCCUGAAGUCCUGGAGGGCGCCAUCAACUUUCAGCGAGACUCCUUCCUUCGUAUCGACAUGUACGCCUUCGGCCUCGUCCUCUGGGAGCUCGCGGCGCGGUGCACGGCCGCUGACGGUCCAGUAGAUGAGUACAUGCUUCCGUUUGAGGAAGAGGUGGGUCAGCAUCCGUCUCUGGAGGACAUGCAGGAGGUUGUCGUUCAUAAGAAACUGAGGCCCUGUCUGCGAGACUGCUGGCAGAAACACGCGGGUCUGGCUAUGCUUUGCGAAACCAUCGAGGACUGCUGGGACCACGAGGCCGAGGCUCGCCUGUCCGCCGGAUGCGUCGAGGAACGCAUCGGCCAAAUGCAGCGUCAAGCCCCCAUCAUCGGCCCAGAGGAGAUCGUCACCGUCGUUACCAUGGUGACCAACGUGGACCUCCCGCCCAAGGAGUCCAGCUUAUGAUCGGCCUAUCGACCGACACCGGAUGAGCUCGCAGAAACACGGAUCAACACGAGGGGAUGAGCAGCCGACCCUGGUUGGUUGGCGACGUUUUUUCUUCUUUCUUUUACGUUUUUAUCUUUUUUUGUUUUUUUGUUCCUUUAAGUGCGGGUCGCUACUCGCGUUCAGGAAACACCCUGCACCCACCUCACCACAUCAGUUGAUAUCCACCUCAUUUUGAUAUGUGUGCCUGAGGAUUUUAACAUUUUAACGGUCGAAACUCUCACAUCCCGAGCGAAAACGAUUCAGGAUAUUAGGACGACAUAACGAUGAGUGAUAGUGCUGAUGUGCUGGGACAAAACACUUUUAUCAUGUAUUGUUUUUAUACACAUACACUCACAUCGGGGGGGGGGGGGACAGGUGGCGACCUCUUCUGCUCGGUUUUCUACGGAGAGAGAAGAUCUGGCAGAGAAAUUUCACAGGACUCUCGGUGGUGCAUUUUAGUGUAAAAAAAAAAAAGAAAAAAGACGAGCACCUGGCUCUGGAUACAUUUGCUGUUUUUCUCGUGUGCGUUUUUUUGAAGAAACGACUAUCGUUCUGCCAAUAAGCAACGGCUUCUGAAUGUUUAUAGUGUAAUGCUGCUGUACAUAGUGUAUUAGGGACCCAGACAACUUGGUAAUCAAGCUUAUUUUAAAGGGGGUGAGGGGGAUGGGGGGGUCCAUUUUCAAGCAUUACGACGAUAAAAAAACCAUAAACCUCCUUCAACCAGGUAUACCUCACUUCAGAUGGACACAGUUUAAAUUAGUCCCUCUCCCUGUUCAGUCAUUGCUCACACUACCCACAAACUUGACAUCCAAACCAACCUGCUGUCAGCCGUGACACUCAUGGGUAUUGUAGUCAGCGAAGCCUCGAUUAUACAUGGCCAUACACACCAUAAACACAAGUGUUUCUCCCUUUUUUUCCCCUCCCUUUUCUCAGUCUCACGUUUUCCUCCACUUUGAUUUUUGACUGAAUAACAACUUUCUCUCCUUUUUUUGUUUAUUUUUUUUCCUCCUUUCAAGAUUUUUAUUCUGAUGAUGGAAAAUAAGCAAACCCCCAUGAUGACGUUGUCGUUUAAAGUGAUUUUCUUUUCCGUUUUUUUUGGUUUGCCGUGUCAAUUGUCAACGGAGUAAUAAUAGGCUAUCUAUCGCUGACAAGCCUAAUUUUGGCCGUGAGAUCUGGGUAUACAGUAUAUGUAUUUAUAUCUCUCUGGAUUAGUGCUGGGUACCAACUAACGAUGCCUUUUGAUGCCUGGUGUCGGUACCAAAUCAGAAGGUAUUCAGGAUUCUCAUAUUCUUCUUGUUCUUAUUAUUUUGUGCGAUCAGUUUAUGUGUGGUCUGAUUCUAUUUAGAAGAAGCUGAUUAACAAAAUAGAUAAUCCGAUGUGUAGAGGUAUCAGAUUUGAGGUGCAGUUGUGAGGAGGUUUUCCCCGGGGGGUACCCAGCCCUACUUUGGAAUAAUACCUGUAUUUAGCUGAGCCAGCUUGCUUUUGAUUUGAUUGCACACAUCUUUUUUGGAUUACUAUCAAGAGUUUUCUGCUCUCUUUUGAUACACCUCAGGAAUCUUUGCUACUCACCACCUCCUCCACCUCCUUCUCUUCAUCCUCACCCGUCUCAGACUGCAGUACCUCCUCUCUCGCUGAUUCUUACGUUUCCUCUCUCUCUCUCUCUCUCUCUUUCUUGCCUCACCUCGACUUGUCAGGGUUUAGCCGUGCCGUCAUGCUCAAAAACAGUGUCUCUAUUGUCUUUAGGAGCAGUCCAGAUCUUAACACCAAGCCCUGACAGUAAGUUCUCAUCUGUUCUUGUCAAACAAUGCCCAUCCAUAUACAGGUGUUUAUGUAUCAUCCCUCUAGAACCAAAUAUCUGGUCUGGCCUUACCCCUUAGAGCUGGUUAGUUUGCCCGUGUUUCCACUUUUGUUAAGUCAAAUGUUGCCCAAACAUUACUCACAAGUCUGGUCACCUAGUUGUUGAGAUUCAGCUUGCCUGUGUUGGUGGACAUCUGGGGGUCAUUUGUCGAGACCUUUCUAUCUCUCUACAAGCAGCUGGAUGUCUUUCUUCAGCGUCAGACACAACCUUCUCGAAGCUUAACAGAUUCAGCAGUUUCACAAGAUAAGGUACAGUUUUAUGUUCCUCACACAGGCCUAAAAUAAAUGGUUUGGGGCUAACCCUAACCCUGCUGACACUAACCAAAAGAUUGCACGGCUAACUGCAGUUAGACGAGUUGAGACGAGGAAUCUCUCUUUCUCUUUCAUCCUGGUGCCAUUUCUACGUAUCCAUAUUAGUUAACUCUUGUAGAUGUCAGGCAAAACGGAUGUAUCUGUCAUUGCUUGCGAAGGCAGCAAUGACAUUUUUGAGUCUUUAUUUCCUCUGAGGGACAUUGAAAAACUGGUGCCGGCAGACCUGCAGUCUCUCCUCAAGCUUUGGACGGUUUCACAGAUGCAGUUUAAAAUCAAGCAUUUUAAGAUUUUGCGGUUGGAAAUACUUCAAACAUUAAGAAACUUCUUUCUUACCAAAUCCAUUUCACAUUCAAGGCAAUACGCAAUUAUUCUUUCUGUAUAACACACUCAGCAUUUUCAGCAAACACCGUAGUAAACACUUUAGUGCUCAAGACACAAGUGAAACACUAACAAAUGAAAUGGUAUUUGUGAUGAUUAUUGGACAGGGGAGUUAAAGAAAACCCUCCCAUUCUGCACUACAUACAGUAAAGUAUAAAAUUAAGCUAAAUAUUUGUUGUGAGCACUUAUUUUAACUACGUUUUUCUAACUGUAUUUCCAAGCUACAGACUUUAUAAAGCCAAACUAACACAAGGCAGUUUUCCACCAAAAUAACUCGAGAACGAGAAGAACUAAAAAGUAAAGAAGCAAGAUUUAGUUUUCCCACUACACCUCUAAAAUGGAGAAGAAUUGGUAAAUCAGGAGGAAGUGACAGUAGAAGUACGACAAGUUUGAGAUUUCAGCAUUUCAAAAGUACUGCAACAACAACGCAAACCUGAAGGAAGUUGAAGCCAUCAUCUUAUUUACUUACUGUAGCAUGAGUACGAUAUCGGUGUUGCUUCCUUUUGCUGCUGCUGUUUUUCAAUCAACUGCUAUUCAAAAAAAAAUAAAAAUAACAGCCAUUAUCACGAUCCUCAUGAAGCAUUAACAGUCAGGGACGAUCAGUACUGCGAACCCCAGCAGCCCUUCAAUAAGUACUACCUCACUCGCAGGGAUUUCUUUGGGGUAGGAAGUGUGGCAAAUAAAAACCAAAACCGUGACCAGGUUCCUCCAGUAGAGAAAGUAUUAAAAGUCCCACGUUCUUUAAAAUAAGGUUCUUGAAGUGGGAGGAAAGUUUCAGUUUGGGGGCUUGUUGCUUGGAGUAAACUCCAAUUUCUCCACCAUAAGUUUGAGAUGACGAGGAAAAAUAAGGCUAAAAAGAAGUCCCUCAUUUUUACUGUGAUGCAGUAUUUCAUUCUGUGAAAAUGUUCCAUAACUGAACAGCAGCAGAAAGCUUCUUAUUUAAAAAAAAAAGAAAAGCAUCCUUGCCAUUUAAACACCAGUAUUACCCCUUUUUUCCCUCCCGAGUAUAUGUCCUCAAAUACAGAACUCACCAGUAUUUCAGCAGCCAAGUGAAUUUUAAAAAACUGCCUCCAAAUGUUGGUUGGUUACCUGCCAAAGUGGCGACAAAACCUAUGGUUGGCGGUCGCAUCCCAGUACUGUAGAUAGAUGGUGGAAAAUGUUUCCAGUGUUUGACGGCUUGACUUUAAACUGCGCUCGAGAAACCGACACCAAACCGACAAAUACCAUUCAGGGAUUCAGUACUAUGCUUUUCUAAGUUUUCGCAAGUUAUAUGCAACCAGUGCCGCAAACUUACCCUACACUUCUGUAGGAUCAGCUGCAGGAGUGACUUUCAAUAUACACACAAACACACACACAAAUAACUUGUAGCAUUUUUUUUUUUUUUUUUUUUUUUUUUUAAAUAUUGCAUAUUAAUAUGUUGUAUUUAUUUUUUAAUUUACAGGCCUGAGGUUUUUGGGGAUCAGAGCUCAGGUGCAACUCAGAAUAAAACUGUCAGAGUUGGCACGAUUUACGGUUGUUGUUGUUCGGGGGGAGGGGGGUGGGAGGGGUUGGGGGGCGAUGGGUGUUCGGUUGUAAUUCAGGAAAUACUUUCAUUAAUUCAAAAAGAAAAGAUAUUAACUGUAACAUGCUUCUUUCUAUUCAGUCUAAUGGACAAAACGACCGAGAAUGAAUGUUCUUCAGACUCCUGGAUUCCAGUAUUGUGUGUACUUUGAUGGAGUGAGCCCGGCCCUGUGUAACUUUUAGAGGGCUUUGCGUUUGGCUGGUUUCGUGUGAUUGUGCCCUGUCGCCGUAGAAACUAGUAAAACCAACGCACGCGGGAGAUCCAUUCAUACACCUCUUGGUUUGACGGUUACCCGCUGAAGAUGGGAACCUACUCUAAAGGGCAGUGAAUUAGCGAGUGGACCUUUUUUAUGGGAAGAUUUUGUGCAUUGUUUGAUUGUUCAAUCCUCUGAGAGCUUUAUAAUGAACUGUCAAAAAGGUACCAUCAUGUUCUGGCCUUCCUGGCCCAGUUUCCAAGACGACACUUUACAUGGACUCCUAAAUCUUCAAGAAGCAUUUCAGUUCAUCCAAAAUAAAUUCCUGGGGGCUGUUUGUCUAAACCUGCAUCCAGAGCACUGGGAGACAAUCUGAAUCUGAUGAUCUGAGCCUCCUCUUCCCCCCUCAGGUCUUGGCUAUCAUAGCAAACCUAUCUCGACUCAACUAUGGUUUAAAAACAUGCUCCGAAAAUGGUCAUUUAAAGGUGUAUGAAUGGGUUGUCUCGGCUUGCAGGCUUUGUGGUUCUCUAUCUCGACUUCCUCCAGCCCAGCACCUCACAUUGCUGUGCAUAUAAACUACCAGUGAAACAUUUGUGUCUUGUUGCCCCCCCCUCCCCCCCCCCACUAUUUUAAGCAGCCUAGGCUCUGUACAGACAUGAGAACAUAAAUACCUGUAUUAACUAUAUACUCUGAGCUGAAUCUUUAUAAGUGCGUGUUGAACUUCAGUGUUUCCUCUACAUUCAUUUAUACUUUUUCUUGUGUGUUGACUCAGCAGCGAGGCCUGGCUGCAUAAAAAUUGUCCUUCACUAUGCGAAAAAAACAAGUAAGUUGAGCUCUUGUGUAAGCUAAAAGCUAGAGGCUCAUUGGAGUACUUUGUACGGUGUCUAAGAAAGCACUUAAGGGUUCUUCAGCAGAAAAUACACGACGAGUGACGAACAUUUCGACCCAGGGCGUUCCUCAGGGAGCCUACGCGGGUCCCCUGAUAGUUGAAUUUUGAAGAAUCCCCAAAGCUCUUUAAGAGCAAUUGCAAUACUCCAUACGUGAUAAUUCAAUCACCCACUACAGGUAUUUCAUUCCAGCAUCUCAAUCUCCUGCUUUUUUCCCCACUGUUGGUAAGAAUUUUAGAGGAAACAUUGAACUCCAAUGACCUCGCCGCCAAGACUGUCUUGGCAGCAGGAUUAGUUUGGUUGCCAGGCCUGAAAUUUCUACAAAAAAAAAACAAAAAACAAAACACUACAAGCAUUUUUGACCCCACAUUUCUCGAGGCUCUCGAGUUACAGCGCUCAUCCAGGAUCUGCCAACGCAGCCUCUAAUGGUAGUGAUGCUCACAUGGUUUCUGGUUUUCAAAGCUGGAAGAAAGUGAUACAUCUGAUCAUUUUUGGUCCUGAAACUUUAGUGGGUUGCAUAUAUAAAAAAAAAAAAAAACAAGUCUCUAAAAUGAUGAAAAUGCCUUGUUUCUUUAUUCCUGAUAAACGUGACUGUACGUUUGAUGUUACUGACAGAAAAUGUGAAAGUAGGACAAGGUCUGGAAUUUCAAACUGGAAAAUGUGUAGGAAGUACAACAAAAGCAUCCCACUAUGUGUUCUUGAGACAGAGUGAGUUUUUGCCAGCUCCAGGGUUUCUCACCCUGACCUCUGACCUCCCAGUGAAGGGACAAGGGAGGAUUGGAGAACAGAGAAUUCUCUUCAGUAAGUAUUAUAGCAGAAAGAACCCGUCAGAAACCCUGGGUACAUUAUCACAGAGGACACUACAUUGAUCCCCGAUCAGCGCUGCGACUCUCGGCUAAUGGUUUUUAUCAGCUGAAGUGAUCCAUGUGAUGUAAAUAAAUGUGUUUUUAGAUUGUGAA